CACUGACUGACAAAGAACGGAGCGCUAGAAACUUUUCAGAAAGCACAGAUUAUCUCAAAGUGGUUGCAUCUAAAAUGGUAUCGAUUAAACGGUUGACAUCUCUGUUCUCUGUGUCUUGGGAGCAGACGCUCAUAUGUCUGGGCAGUUUGUUCGUUACACUCUUCAUUUUGCUGGUAAUUCGCCAGCUCGUAAAGCAGCGGAGACCCCGAGGGUUUCCCCCUGGACCGACACCUUUACCCAUGAUAGGGAAUAUUCUGUCCCUGGCCACAGAGCCUCACGUCUACAUGAAGAGGCAGAGUGAUAUCCACGGACAGAUUUUCAGUCUAGACCUGGGAGGAAUCUCGACUGUUAUUCUAAAUGGUUAUGAUGCCAUUAAAGAGUGCCUAUAUCACCAAAGUGAGGUUUUUGCAGAUCGUCCAUCCCUCCCUUUAUUUCAGAAGAUGACAAAAAUGGGAGGCCUUCUGAACUGCAAAUACGGUCGAGGCUGGAUGGAACACCACAAACUGGCCGUGAACUGCUUCCGCUUCUUUGGCAGUGGUCAGCGGAUGUUUGGGAGGAUUUCUGAGGAGUGCCUGUUUUUUCUCCAUGCCGUUGAGCAGCAUCAGGGGAAGCCCUUUAACCCUAAGCAUCUUGUGACCAAUGCUGUGUCCAACAUCACCAACCUCAUUAUCUUCGGGCAACGUUUCACCUACGACGACAGCGAUUUUCAACACAUGAUUGAGAUCUUCAGCGAGAAUGUGGAACUGGCAGCCAGUGGCUGGGCUUUCCUGUACAACGCCUUCCCCUGGAUGGAGUACGUGCCCUUCGGGAAGCACCAAAAGCUCUUCCGCAACGCCAACAAGGUCUACGACUUCCUUCUGCAAAUCAUCAAGCGCUUCUCGCAGGAUAGGGUACCCCAGUCGCCGCAACAUUACAUUGAUGCCUACUUGGACGAAAUGGAGCAGAGCGCCACCGAUAAAGCUACAUCUUUCUCUCAAGAUAAUCUCAUUUUCUCUGUUGGAGAACUCAUCAUUGCGGGAACAGAGACUACCACAAAUUGUCUGCGCUGGGCUAUGCUCUACAUGGCUCUGUAUCCCAGGAUACAAGAAAAGGUCCAAAUGGAGAUCGAUUGCAUCCUGAAUGGCAGACCACCUGCUCUUGAAGACAAGCAGAGGAUGCCGUAUGUGGAAGCAGUGCUGCAUGAAGUCCUGCGCUUUUGCAAUGUUGUCCCACUGGGCAUCUUCCGCGCUACGUCUCAAGAUGCGGUGGUGCGUGGCUACACUAUCCCCAGGGGCACCAUGGUCAUCACUAACUUGUACUCGGUGCAUUUUGAUGAGAAGUACUGGAGUGACCCAUCCAUCUUCUGCCCAGAGCGGUUCCUUGACUGUAAUGGCAAAUUUGUCCGGCAUGAAGCGUUUCUUCCUUUCUCCAUAGGUAAGCGGCACUGUCUGGGAGAGCAGUUGGCCAGACUGGAGAUGUUCUUGUUCUUCACCACAUUGCUCCAGAGGUUCCAUCUUCAGUUCCCCGAAGGCUUUAUUCCAAGCCUCUCUCCGAAACUAGGCAUGACCCUUCAGCCUCGAUCGUACUCCAUAUGUGCCAUCAGGAGACAGCAGUAAACCUUGCCCCGUGAGCUCUGGAACACAUGCACUCACCUCAGGGGAUCCUACUAAGAAAAGCAAACGGCAGAGCAGUUCCCCGUCUUAAAUUCCAUCAGCGGGGAAUACUGACCUCUGAUAUUGACUUGUUAAAUUCUCAGAACGUGUCCUCCAUAGUUUCACAGAACCCAGCCUGAGAGUGAUAAGAGUACUGCUACAGAACACAUGCUCGGGAGAGCAAAGAAUGAGCACGUGUGUUACCCAACGAGAAUGUACAUGAGGGUAUCAAGAUAAAUGUAGCAUGUAUCUUUCAUAACUUGAACCAAUAAGUGUACUGUGUAGCAAACCGAACGUUGUGCUUGUCAAUAUGAGAAGAGCUUUUGUGUCAAUGAUUGACAGGGUUUAACUCUAUAAUGAUUUUGAGGUCUGUCUUUUCCAGCAUUCCUUGAAUUCCCCCAUUUCUGGAGUCGGGCAAGUGAGAGGAGAACAGCUCCCUUUCCCAGAAAGUUUUGGAAAUGCUUGAUGUCUCCCAUUGGUUUAAUGCCAUAUAUCAAUUCUGCAAUAACGGCCCUGUCCCUAGUUUAUCUCAGUGGAAAGAGACUGUCCAGAAAUUUGAGCUGCAAUAUUUCUGACAGAAAAAAAAUGGUGCUUUCAUGAAAAGCUGGACUCCAAUAUACAUUUUAUAGCUCAAUAUUAUUUUUAGUUCACUUUUAACAAGCUUUUUUUGCAUGUUGUGAUAAAAAAAAAGA
Sinocyclocheilus grahami is the source of this 2323-nucleotide messenger RNA. Its product is annotated as vitamin D 25-hydroxylase. Gene Ontology annotation, biological process: xenobiotic metabolic process. The transcript has 5 exons. The coding region runs from base 75 to 1595 and encodes 506 amino acids. The record is from RefSeq and is a predicted model, not a curated record. Gene Ontology annotation, cellular component: cytoplasm; intracellular membrane-bounded organelle. Lineage: Eukaryota; Metazoa; Chordata; Actinopteri; Cypriniformes; Cyprinidae. Gene Ontology annotation, molecular function: iron ion binding; heme binding; oxidoreductase activity, acting on paired donors, with incorporation or reduction of molecular oxygen, reduced flavin or flavoprotein as one donor, and incorporation of one atom of oxygen.